This is a messenger RNA of Desarmillaria tabescens, 1591 nucleotides long. RefSeq lists its product as uncharacterized. The transcript has 5 exons. The coding region runs from base 1 to 1521 and encodes 506 amino acids. NCBI's taxonomy places the organism in Eukaryota, Fungi, Basidiomycota, Agaricomycetes, Agaricales, Physalacriaceae. Gene Ontology annotation, cellular component: membrane; microtubule; cytoplasm. Gene Ontology annotation, molecular function: GTPase activity; microtubule binding; GTP binding. The record is from RefSeq and is a predicted model, not a curated record.
AUGUACGUGUAUACUCAUUAUAUUUCUAUUAUACUAUUGCUAAUCGUACCUAUAGAUAUACUUGAUACUCAUACAUAUCUUAUAGAAUCUUUUUCCCUCUCGCAACCGUGCCUUCCCUUCGCGUACACCCCGGUCCACUGCUCAAGACAGAAGCACAAGCUCAAGCACGGCUACUACUGCGUUCGCCUCCCCGACGACGACGAACGAAGGAGCAAGAUUUCCCAAGAAGAAUCCCAAGCGAGGGCGAAACGAUAUUUCGAGGAAAACUCCCCUUGGAAGGAGUAUCCCGACAGUAGUCGUUUUGGUGUACCAGCGCUAGUGUACGAUAUCAGUCGUCUGUUGGUCGCGCUAAUCGAGAAUUAUAUACCGACCCUGAAACAAAGUGUUGAUGAUCUCCUUGCUAGCGACAGAGCAGAGUACAACGCCCUUCCUCCACUCCCGCCUACCGACGAGGCAUGGUCCCAGAUCGUUAUCCUCAUCCAUCAGUUCUGCAUUGACAUGAAAGCAGCCGUCGAAGGCAAAGAAGAACACAAGAGUCUCGUACAGCGCAACCGCGCUAGGUACGAGCAGUUCAAGCGCGACAUCCUCCGGACAUGCCCGGACUUCCGGCCGUUCGAGGAUAAGACCCGGUAUCGGGAUCCGUGUAUCCGUGAUGAAGAGUUCGAGGGGAAGGAUAACCCAUACGUUCAUAUGGCCGCGUCCGAGGACAUAAUGGAUAUCAAGGACGUGAGGGGAGAAAUUGAGAACUGUACUUCAUGGGAACUUCCUGGCGAAGUUCCGCUGGAAACAACGCGUAAACUCAUUGAGCUCUUUACGAAGAAGUGGUCCAAUCCAUCUGUGCAAUGCUUCGACGCCGUGUACGAUACGUCGUCGGCAUACAUCCAGAAGUUGGUUACGCAACGUUUCGGACAGUUCAAGCCUCUGGAGACGCGCAUCAGUGCACUUGUGCGAGCUCAGAUGGAGAUCUGCAAGGAUGAGGCUCUCGUCAUAAUCGGCAAAGCUGUGAAGUUGGAGACGUCUCCCGUGUAUACCCAAGUACCGCAUUACUCAAUGGAGCGCUCCAAAUGGUUCAGGAGAUUUCAUAGGGUUUAUGUGAAUCCUAGCGGCUAUCAUAUACCCCUACCAAGUCCUGACCUUCGCCCUGGCCGCCGUGGUGGUAGACGUUAUAGUUACAGCCGAAGCCCGUCCCCGCCUCCGCCUCCGCCUCCGCCUCCUCCAGCUCGCGAAACAACAGAAGACGAAGAAGCACUGCUCGUGAUGGCCAAGGUCCGAGCUUACUUUGAGAUGGCGUACAAGAGAUUCGUUGACAAUAUCCCGCUCACUAUCGAGCAUGAGCUACAUCAGACUCUUCUGCCUCGCCUGUCUGAGAGCCUUAUCAAAGAUAUAGGAGGGCCGGAUGCCAGUGAGAGGGCUAAGGAACUACUUAGAGAAGAUCCGGCGAUCGCGUCGAGGAGGAAUGUCUUGAAAGAUAGAAUUACGAGAUUGGAGGAGAUACGGAACAAGCUUUAUGCUUUUAAAUGAUCUUUUAUGUGUACAUCCAAGCGUUUCAAGUACUUGAAGAAUGUAUUAUCUCUUGUAGUCUGAAAGAGCC